UCAAGUGCAUUGUGGAGUAUUGUAUGUAACUGUGUAACCUUCAACAUCAAGUGAAGCUGGCAUAUAUAACUCAGCUUAUUCUCUCACAUGGGUCAAAUUCGAGUCACAGUGCAGUAGACCAAAUUCUCUCCUGUGCCUUGUGGAUGUCUUUUUCGAUCCUUACUUUUUUUUAUCGAGGGUUUUGAAAAAGAUAAUGGGCAGCUUAAAGACGAGGGACUAUGACAGUAUCACAUCAUUCCUUGGAUCUUGGGGACCCUUUCAACAAAGGAUUUUUUUAGCACUGGCCAUCAGCAUCCUACCAAAUGGAUUUGUUGGUACCAACAUACUAUUUGUAGGUGAUACCCCUCCACAUGAGUGCUUUAUCCCUGAAAACAACAGCAUCAGUGACAUGUGGAGAAAUGUGACUAUCCCUUUGGAGACUGUCAAUGGCGUUGAAAAGCGAAGCUCCUGCUCAAGGCUUAACUUGGAUAUUGUCAGUAACUACUCUCAAAAAGGAAUCAUCCCAAAUGUGGAUGUAAAUGUGAGUAACAUUCCUUUAGAGAGUUGUCUAGAUGGUUGGACUUACAGCAAAGAAAUCUACCAGUCAACCAUUGUCACAGAGUGGGACUUGGUGUGUGACAAUGGCUACAAAACUCCAUUGGCUACCUCUAUCCAUUACGUUGGAGUACUAGUGGGAGCAUUUUUAUCAGGCCAGAUGUCUGACAGGUUUGGAAGGAGACCCACACUCUUUCUCAUGAUGGCUAUACAGACUGUUUCAAUUACAGCACAAAUAUUCUCACCAAGCUGGGAGAUCUUUACACUUAUUUUCUUCUUUGUUGGUGGGGGAGGAUACUCCAACUAUAUCGUUGCAUUUGUGCUGGGUACAGAAAUUCUAAGCCCAAAAUCCAGAGUGGUCUUCUGCUCUCUUGGGGUUUUUAUGAGCUCUGCUUUGGGGUACAUGGUAAGCCCAGCUGCAGCUUACUUCCUCCGUGAUUGGCGAUUGCUGCUGAUUCCCAUGGCUGCCUCUGGCCUGUUGUACCUCCCUCUUUGGUGGAUAGUCCCAGAGUCUCCUCGCUGGCUGUUUUAUCAGGGAAGAGUGAAGGAGGCUGAGGCAAUACUGAGGGACGCUGCCAAGACAAAUAACGUAGAGGCUCCACAGACCAUCUUUACAGCAGCUGAGAUCGAAGACGUACUGGCUAUGAAAAACAAGAAAUACAACUUAUCAAUUAUCCUAAGCAACUGCAAUAUGUUUUCUCUUACACUACUGUGCUCACUUCUGUGGAUCAUCAUCACCAUCAGUUACUACGCUUUAGCCCUCAAUACUUCAAACCUGCACGGCAGCCCUUAUUUAAACUGCUUCUUCUCUGCUUUGACAGAGGUGCCAGCUUAUAUUGUUGCUCUUCUAUUGCUCAAGUUUUGCCCCAGGCGCUUCUGUCAGUCUUCUACACUGUUGCUUGGAGGCGUGAUGAUCCUCUGUGUUAACCUCAUCCCCAUAGGUCUACCUGCUGUAUCCGUGUUUCUUGAGAUGUUGGGGAAAUUUGGCAUGACAGCUGCAUUUUGCAUCGUAUAUGCUGUCACAUCAGAGCACUUCCCCACUUUUAUCAGAACUACAGCAAUGGGAUGUUGUUCAAUGGCAGCUCGCAUUGGAACAAUCAUCUCCCCCUUCAUCAUUUAUCUGGGUCAAUACAACAAGUCACUCCCGUACAUAUUGAUGGGAAGCAUUGCAGUUGUCGGUGCUGUCUUAUGCCUCUUUCUUCCAGAGACAUUUAACAAGCCUUUACCAGAGACCUUAUCCCAGAUGCAGCAGAUAAACCAGAGACGAGGAAAGAAGAAAGAAGCUGAAAAGGGAGAGCACAUCGCUGAUUUUCAGACUAAAGAAUCAAAGUUGUAGUUUAUCCCCUAGUUGCCACUACAGUGGAGAGAAAAAAAAAAAGGCU
Molecule: messenger RNA, 1916 nt
Organism: Labrus mixtus (cuckoo wrasse)
Lineage: Eukaryota; Metazoa; Chordata; Actinopteri; Labriformes; Labridae
Product: solute carrier family 22 member 4-like
Exons: 10
Coding region: 194-1870 (558 amino acids)
Biological process (GO): transmembrane transport
Cellular component (GO): membrane
Molecular function (GO): transmembrane transporter activity
Source: RefSeq, a predicted model, not a curated record